Messenger RNA from Vespa velutina, 1504 nucleotides. It is a transcript of the gene bys, whose product is annotated as bystin. Bases 77 to 1405 code for a protein of 442 amino acids. Gene Ontology annotation, biological process: rRNA processing. The record is from RefSeq and is a predicted model, not a curated record. The transcript is spliced from 3 exons. Gene Ontology annotation, cellular component: cytoplasm; nucleolus; preribosome, small subunit precursor. NCBI's taxonomy places the organism in Eukaryota, Metazoa, Arthropoda, Insecta, Hymenoptera, Vespidae. Gene Ontology annotation, molecular function: snoRNA binding.
GGCAUAUCUAACCUCGUCUGCAUAAGAUUACAUGCGUGUUUCACUUAGUCUUGUAUGUUCUGAUUAAAACAGAAUUAUGGGGAAAGCAAAGAAAAUUAAAGUAUCUGCAGGAGAGAAAAGAAAAACGAAAGUAGGUUUAGCGGAUCAAAUAGAAGCGGAAAAGUCUGUUACAGCGAAAAAUAGACAAAAGAUUAGACAUCGCAAUGACGACGACGAAGAGUAUGUCGAUCCUACACUUACGAAAAAGAUAUUACUCCAAGCAAGACGACAACAAAUGGAAAUGGAAGAAGAGAAUGAAGAAGGUCGUGUUUCAAGUUCUGUAAAAAAGCCAUUGACGAAACUUGGAAUUGAAUUUAGUGAUAAUGAAGAUGAGUCCAGUGAAGAUGAUUUACAAGGGGCAGAUUAUUAUGAAAACAUAGAGAUUAGUGAAGAAGACGAACGUGCAUUAGAAAAGUUUAUGACUAAAGAUCCUGUACCGAUGAGAACAUUAGCUGAUAUUAUAAUGGAAAAAUUAACGGAGAAAAAAACAGAGAUAGAAACGCAAUUUUCCGAUGCAGGUACCAUGCAAAUGCAGGAAUUAGAUCCAAGAGUUAAAGUAAUGUAUCAGGGAGUUAGAGACGUAUUAUCUAAAUAUCGUAGCGGCAAAUUGCCAAAGGCUUUUAAAAUUAUUCCGAGUUUAAGAAAUUGGGAACAGAUUCUUUAUAUCACAGAACCAACAAAAUGGUCUGCUGCGGCUAUGUACCAAGCUACAAGAAUAUUUGCCUCUAAUCUUAAAGACAAAAUGGCCCAAAGAUUUUAUAAUCUUGUUCUAUUACCACGUAUUAGAGAUGAUCUGGCAGAAUAUAAAAGACUCAAUUUUCAUUUAUAUCAAGCAUUAAGAAAAGCUUUGUUUAAGCCUGCUGGCUUUAUGAAAGGAAUUUUACUUCCUCUUUUAGAAUCCGGUACAUGUACGCUUAGAGAAGCUGUUAUUAUCGGUUCGGUAAUAGGAAAAAAUUCUAUUCCAAUUUUACAUUCGUCUGCAGCUAUAUUAAAAAUUGCAGAAAUGGACUAUACUGGUGCAAAUAGUAUAUUUCUGAGAAUAUUUUUAGACAAAAAAUAUGCACUUCCAUACAGGGUAAUAGAUGGUGUUGUCUUUCACUUUUUAAGAUUUGAAAGGGAUACAAGAGAAUUGCCAGUACUAUGGCAUCAAGCUUUCUUAACCUUUGUACAACGUUACAAAAGUGAUAUAAGUUCAGAACAAAAAGAAGCUUUGUUGAAAUUAUUAAAGAAACAGUCACAUCAUGUUAUUACACAUGAAAUACGAAGAGAAUUACAAAAUGCAAAAUGUAGAGAUAUAGAAAUGACUGAGCCUACAAUAGAACCUGUGAAUGAGCCUCAAGCAGAACCCAUGUCAUGUCAGGAUUAACUUAGCUAUAUCAGUAAUUAAAUAUAAUAAAAAAAAAAAAAUAUGUAUAAAAAUAUUUUUAUAUAAUGAAGUUUAUAAAUAAUAUUACUUUUAUUAUUA